CACGGAGGCGAGACACGCGCAGCUAUAGCAGCGUCAGCAAGCCGAGCCGGCCGGCCUCCCAACCUGUAUUCUAUUCGGAACCUUCUUCUCCAAUCUCCACCUCCCCGUCUCCAAAUUCCAAUCUCGCCGCGUCGGAGCGCCGCCGCCGCCCCGAUCUCGGUGCCCGACGCGAUGCGCCCGUCCGCGGGGAACGAGAGGCCGCCGGGGCGGCCCGUGUCCGGCUUCGUGCCCGGUUUCGCCGCCGGGGCCCCUCCGCCGGCAGCGGGGGCCUCGCCGUACGGGGCCGCUGCUCCGCUCGGGCGCCCCGGUGGUCCGGCGGGCUCCUUCGCUCCGCCGACGCAGCAGCAGGGUCCGCCGGUCGCGCAGGCGGCUGCUUCCCCUCGGGGGCCGCUCGGGGCUCCGCCGCCCGCGGCAAUGGGUGGGUACAGGGGUCCACCGCCGCCACAGGGUUCCUUCGGCGCUGGGCCGCCACCUCCAGGGCCGUUCAGCGCAGCACCGCCGCCUCAGGGCCCCUUCGGCAUGGCACCACCGGCUCAGGCCCCCUUCGGCGCCGCACCUCCUCCUUCCCAGGGACCCAUGGGCGGCGCACCUCCACCCCAGAGACCCUUCGGCGCAGCACCUCGACCCCAGGUACCCUUCGGAGCCGCGCCUCCAUCUCAGGGACCCUUUGGCGCCGCACCACCGUCUCAAGGCCCUUUUGGCGCAGCACCUCCACCUUUUCGCCCUCCACCGUCAGCUCUCCCGCAGCCGCAGUCUCCCACAGGGAAUGCUAUGCCACCGCCAACUUAUGUGAGGCCGCCGCCAGUACAAUCGCAGCCCCAGCCUGUGCAAGGGUACUACUCUGGCGGCCCUAACCCACAGUUUCCGCCGGUCCGGCCAUCGUUUCAACAGCCAAUGCAGAACAUGCCACCGCCUACCAUGGGGCCACCUUCCUCGUACAGUAACCAGCCAGCAUACCCAACUACAGGGCCUCCGAUGGGCACGCUCCAGAGCUUAGUGGAGGACUUCCAGUCUCUGUCAGUGAGUUCUGCACCUGGAUCGCUUGACCCAGGUGUUGAUGUAAAUGGGCUACCACGUCCGCUAUAUGGCGAUGAGGAGCCAGCUAAGGUUUUGGAGGCAUUCCCAUUGAAUUGCCACCCGAGGUACUUCCGGCUGACAACCCACACUAUUCCGGCAUCCCAGUCAUUGGUCUCCAGGUGGCAUUUGCCCCUUGGUGCCGUGGUACAUCCUCUCGCAGAAGCACCUGAUGGGGAGGAAGUGCCAGUUGUCAACUUUGGGUCGGCUGGUGUAAUCCGCUGUCGAAGAUGCAGGACAUAUAUAAAUCCUUAUGCAACAUUUGCAGAUGCUGGAAGGAAGUGGCGCUGCAAUCUUUGCACACUGCUCAAUGAUGUUCCUGGCGAGUACUUUUGUGCUCUUGAUGCUAGUGGACGAAGAUUUGAUGCAGAUCAAAGACCAGAACUUUCUAAGGGAACAGUGGAGUUUGUUGCUCCUACUGAAUAUAUGGUUCGGCCACCAAUGCCGCCUUCGUAUUUCUUUCUUAUUGAUGUCUCAGUAUCUGCAGUUCGAAGUGGGCUGCUCGAGGUAGUUGCGAAGACCAUCAAAUCAUGCCUUGAUGAUCUUCUAGGCAAUCCACGAACACAAAUUGGAUUCUUAACCUUCGACAGCACAUUGCACUUCCACAAUUUCAAGUCUUCUUUGAGUCAGCCUCAAAUGAUGGUGGUUGCCGAUUUGGACGAUGUUUUCCUGCCAUUGCCUGAUGAUCUCUUGGUUAAUUUGGUCGAUUCUAGACCUGUUGUCGAGUCCUUUCUCGAUAACUUGCCCAAUAUGUUUCAGGACAAUGUAAAUGUAGAAUCUGCUCUUGGUCCUGCACUUAAAGCAGCAUUCAUGGUUAUGGGUCAAAUUGGGGGAAAGUUGCUUGUCUUCCAGAGUACAUUGCCAUCUCUUGGUAUUGGCCGUUUGAGACUUCGUGGAGAUGAUGUCCGUGCAUAUGGAACAGACAAGGAGCAUAUUCUGAGGAUACCAGAAGAUCCCUUCUAUAAACAGAUGGCUGCUGAGUUCACGAAAAAUCAGAUCGCCGUGGACAUAUUUUCUUUGAGUGACAAGUAUUGUGAUAUAGCUUCCUUAGGUUCUCUGGCGAAAUAUACUGGUGGUCAGGUGUACCAUUAUCCAUCCUUCCAGGCAACUACUCACGGGGAGAAACUUAAACAUGAGCUUAGCAGAGACCUUACUCGGGAGACUGCUUGGGAAUCUGUAAUGCGUAUCAGAUGUGGAAAAGGGGUGCGUUUCACAACAUAUCAUGGUCAUUUCAUGCUAAGGUCCACAGAUUUGUUAGCUCUUCCAGCUGUUGACUCUGAUAAAGCCUUUGCGAUGCAAUUGUCUCUAGAGGAGACCCUAAUGACCACGCAGACUGUUUACUUCCAAGUGGCGUUGCUAUAUACAUCAUCUUCUGGUGAACGACGUAUCAGGGUGCAUACGGCAGCUGCACCUGUGGUCACAGAUCUUGGUGAAAUGUAUCGUCAAGCAGAUACUGGUGCCAUUGUGUCGGUGUUGGCUAGAAUCGCUGUUGAAAACUCACUGUCUGAUAAGCUGGACAGUGUUCGACAACAAUUACAGUUAAAGCUUGUGAAAAGUUUAAAGGAAUACCGGAACCUAUAUGUUGUACAACAUCGGAUAGGAGGGAGACUGAUAUAUCCAGAAUCAUUAAGAUACUUGCCGUUAUACAUCCUGGCCCUAUGCAAAUCCCUUGCUCUGCGUGGUGGUUAUGCUGACGUCUCUCUUGAUGAACGUUGCGCUGCUGGUUUCAGUAUGAUGAUACUGCCUGCAAGAAGGCUGCUCAAUUUUAUUUAUCCAUCUCUGUACAGGCUUGAUGAAGUAUUGACAGUGGAACCAGAUAUGAUUGAUGGGGCCCUGAAGCGGUUGCCAUUAACCUUGCAGUGCCUAGACACUGCCGGUUUAUAUCUUCUUGAUGAUGGCUUCACCUUCCUAGUAUGGUUGGGUAGGAUGCUCCAACCUGAGCUCAUGAACGACAUUCUUGGAGUCAGCCUCUCAAACUUCCCUGAUCUAUCAAAGAUUCAGUUGAGAGAAUGUGACAACAAUCACUCGAGAAACUUCAUGGCAGUACAAAGAGCCCUGAGGGAGAGGGAUUCUUCGUGUUACCAGCUGCCCCGUGUGGUACGGCAAGGCGAGCAGCCAAGAGAAGGCUUCCUACUUCUGUCCAACCUCGUCGAGGAUCAGAUGGCAGGAACAAGCAGUUACAUGGACUGGAUACUCCAAAUUCACCGCCAAACACAGAGCUCGUGAUGAUGUAUGGUGGAUGUUCCAGAAAUUUUUGUUUUUGUGUAAACUGCUGCAGAUUCGGUUGCUGUGCCAGUCCCCGGUCGCCCUCUUAAACCAUUGGAAAAAAAUGGCGAGCCAGCCGUGCUCUACCAUAUGCCAUCCUGUUAGCAGCAGUGCUCUCGCUGUCAGCGAGCAAUACAAACUUUAUUGUUAAUAUAUUUCGUUCUUGUGAUUAUUUUUCGUGACGAGAAAAGGAUACAGCUGUUGUAUCAGAAUAAGUAGGCAGCACCUUUGGUAAAUUGUACAAUCGUUUGGAGUCUUUGGUAGGGGUUUGUACGCAUUUGUAUUGUCGACACUUUUUAGUUGCAAAGAUUGUGUAAACUCUUGUUUGACUGUUGGUACUGAUCUGGCUGCAAUAGGAAGCACCUUUUUACUCA
Molecule: messenger RNA, 3713 nt
Organism: Triticum urartu
Lineage: Eukaryota; Viridiplantae; Streptophyta; Magnoliopsida; Poales; Poaceae
Gene: ERMO2
Product: Sec23/Sec24 protein transport family protein
Biological process (GO): intracellular protein transport; endoplasmic reticulum to Golgi vesicle-mediated transport; COPII-coated vesicle cargo loading
Cellular component (GO): endoplasmic reticulum exit site; COPII vesicle coat
Molecular function (GO): SNARE binding; zinc ion binding
Source: RefSeq, a predicted model, not a curated record